CGCAGACUCGCUCCCUGGAUGGGUGCACACCGCGCGUCGCGCUCCAGCGACCGACGCGAGGAAGUCGGCCACUGGUCUUUGUGCGGAAGGGCGUCUCCGCCGCCUAUAAAACUCCCGUCCUCCUUCCCUAGAGACCUUGUACGCGGUCAGGGACACACAACAACAAGUCAUGGCCUGCAGGCGAACAGGACCAUCUUUGCUGGCGUUGCUAGUCACAGUGCUCUUAGUGGCCCCUAGCUCAGAGAAGAAGCUUCUCAAGCUGGCGCUGCUGAUGUCUGGAGGAACAACUUUCAUCCCUAUUCCAGUGCCGCUGCAAAAGAAGGUGCAGCACACCAAGCUAGUGCCAUUCAACAUGCCGUACCCCGUGCCUGUGCCAGUUCAUACGCAUGAGCACGUGAAGCACGGCGGUAAGCACGAGCAUGUCAACUACGAUCACAAGCACGAUGACUCGAGAAGCAAAGUGGUCGUCAUAGAUGACGACCAUCACGGUGGAGGGCACUACGGCGGAGGACACUACGGUGGGGGCCACUAUGAACACUAUAGCGGAGGACACUAUGGCGGCGGCUACUACUGAUCUUGUUGGGUAACAUCCCUCAACUGCUCGAAGACAGCCCUUCAACGUCAACAUCAAGUGCGUCCAGGCUGAGGAUCCUAAGCCUGACUUUAUCGUCAUAUGUACAUUAUUCAUUGCACUGAAGCAUCUGAAUACUCAGCGCAUCGACGCCUGUCAUUUUUCAGACUCCUUUUAACAUCACCCGCUAUUUCAAAGUAUGCCACUUCAACCUAUCAGUAGCUGUAUACUGAAAGCGCAUAGAAAUGAAUGCUGUAAAUACGUAAGUGGAAAUCAUUGUUAUGCUUCUUGCAUAACUCUUAUAGAAACACCAUGCACUGUUAUAGGGAUCUAAGCAACAUAUUUUGCAUAUUUUAGCGUCUUCAGACACAUUAGAUCGGUAGUAUACAAUUAGUGUGGUAUAGGAUUUUGCUGCAAAAAAUAAAUAAGCAGAGUAAUCAUUGUGAACGCCAAAUGCCGACAUCAACCGCACUUUGCUUUGAAGUAUCGAAAAUGUCUGAAUCAUCCAGAUGAUAGGGCAUGCUGUUGGCUAAGCAAUAACAACGCCACACAUUUUGCCAACUUGCACUGAACUGUUUGUUUCUCUUUGACUUUUCCUCUUACCUAAAUUAAAAACCGUGAGAAGUGCAAUAUUCAUUACGCAAGUACCUUUCAUUUGGAUAUCAGUCUACAACUUCUUACCACAACAUAAUCAGAAAAAAAAAACGUAUCAAAUAUGUGUCGCGGUUAAUUUACUUUAGUAUUGCGGGAAACAAUAUGAAUGUAUUAAAUUUCUGCACAGUAUUGUUAAAAUACAUAGCUCCCAUUCUUCAUCUCGGCUGUUGUUUUCAUUUCUUCUCUUUGUUUUGUACUUCCCUGCUUUCUUCUAUUUCCCUUCAUUCGAUGCUCCUUUGGGCAUCCUCUUUUGCUGUUUGCAGGACAGCAAGCCAAGUGUUUCGAUUUGGGUAACCCCACAGCCUUUCCCUUUUGUACAUAUGUCCCCAUCUUGUGCAUCUCUCGAAAUGAGCCCAGCACAAACAGGCACUCUCAUAAAGUCGCAGUUGGGUGCUAUUUCCAUAAAACUUUCUUCCAGUAUUUUUACUGUAGUAGAUAUGCGCGUUUGCGAAACGGAUAGUGAUUUUGGUUAUGUAUCAUGACAUGAUUACUAAAUAGAUGUAUGAAACCCCGCUCUCCUAAGCAAAGCGAAACACACAUUUCAGCAAUAAUUAUGCUCCCUCCCCUUUUUCGUGGUUUCCAUGUGUACAGCGUUGCCUAACUUUCAAAUUUGUAAAUAAAACCUU
Molecule: messenger RNA, 1851 nt
Organism: Rhipicephalus microplus (southern cattle tick)
Lineage: Eukaryota; Metazoa; Arthropoda; Arachnida; Ixodida; Ixodidae
Source: RefSeq, a predicted model, not a curated record